This is a messenger RNA of Cutaneotrichosporon cavernicola, 1383 nucleotides long. RefSeq lists its product as uncharacterized. The record is from RefSeq and is a predicted model, not a curated record. Gene Ontology annotation, molecular function: monooxygenase activity; FAD binding. The transcript is spliced from 6 exons. Lineage: Eukaryota; Fungi; Basidiomycota; Tremellomycetes; Trichosporonales; Trichosporonaceae. The coding region runs from base 1 to 1383 and encodes 460 amino acids.
AUGGCCUCUAGCUCCCCCACAAAGCUCAACGGCCAUGCACCGCCUCUCCACGACAUUCGGAUCCACAUUGUUGGUGCAGGGAUGGGCGGCAUGGGGUCUGCCCUCUCCCUCGCCCGCCAAGGGUUCACCAACAUCACCGUGUGGGAGCAGGCGCUGUAUCUCGAUGAGGUGGGUGCUGGGAUCAACAUUCCACCCAAUUGUGGCCGCAUCCUAUCGCGGUGGGGUGUGAUGGGCAUCUGCAAGGCUGAGGGUGUCGCAAUUGAGCGGGCAAACGUCAUCGACUUUGACUGUGAGACGGACGAGAUAAUCUCAUCCGCUGGCUACUCGCAGCACAUGAUUCAUGACUACGGUUUCCCCUUCAUCACUGUCCAUCGCGCUGCACUACAAAAGUCGCUUGUUCGUGGAGCACUCGACACUGGGCGCGUGCAGUUGAUCACGGACCAGGUUAUCACCGAGUACGACUUUGACCGGACGCGGCUGCGAGUGCGCGACAAUGACACGGACGAAAUGGAGUGGGUUGAUGCCGACGUGAUUAUUGCCGCCGACGGCAUCAAGAGCCAGGCUCGCCAGGUAAUGUACGCAAAGAUCGGCAAGGUGGACGAGGUUGAGGACUCUGGCCAGGCUGCGUAUCGCAUCAUGGUCAAGAAGAGCGCCGUCCAGGACGACCCCGAGCUGCUCAAGUUCUUCUCAAGCAAGCAGUCGUUUCGCUGGAUUGGCGAGAACCGCCAUGUGAUGGGCUAUCCCAUCAAUGCGGGAGAACUGUUCAACAUCUCGACGUCACAGCCAGAUGGACACUUUGUUGCAGCCGAGUCGUGGACGGCUCUCGGGAACAAGUCGGACAUGCUGGCGACGUUUUCCGACUUUCCCAAGCGCGUACAACGGCUUCUUGCGGCCGUCCCAGAGCACCAGGUUCUUGAAUGGCGUCUGCGUGAGCACAAGCCACUCCCCGUCUGGGUCACGGGCAACAUUGCGCUACUGGGUGAUUCGUGCCACCCCACUCUGCCGCACCUGGCGCAGGGUGCAGCUCAGGCGCUCGAGGACUCGGUUGCGAUCGGCAUCGUGCUCAGCCGCAUCAAGAAGAAGGAGCACAUCCAUGCGGCUCUUAUGGUGUAUCAGAAGCUGCGCAAGCCUCGCACAGAUUGGGCCGUGAGCAUGGCGGCGGCCAACUCGCUCGCCCUCCACCAGGACAGGAGCGCACGCGAGGCUGCGCUCAAGGCUGCGCGUGAAGGUCUCGUCGGUGACGCCGGUGAGGCUGUUGUUGACAAGCUCGCAUCACGCGAGCUCCAUGACAAGCUGUUCAAGUACGACAUUGCGCUUGAGGCUGAGCAGCACUUUUCGCAGAUGCUCACCGAGGAGCUCAUGGGCGCGGUGUCCAUCUCGUAG